Guillardia theta CCMP2712 is the source of this 2178-nucleotide messenger RNA. RefSeq lists its product as hypothetical. Gene Ontology annotation, cellular component: voltage-gated sodium channel complex; plasma membrane. The record is from RefSeq and is a predicted model, not a curated record. Gene Ontology annotation, molecular function: calcium ion binding; voltage-gated sodium channel activity. The transcript has 22 exons. The coding region runs from base 1 to 2178 and encodes 725 amino acids. Gene Ontology annotation, biological process: transmembrane transport; monoatomic ion transport. Lineage: Eukaryota; Cryptophyceae; Pyrenomonadales; Geminigeraceae.
AUGAAUCCACCAGACACCUUUUAUUAUGGUGCUGGAGAGCAAAGACGAAAGAUUGUGUUGCUCAAAGAUCGUCUUGCUAUCGCUCUAGAAGGCGACGAUGUGAUGUUGGAUUACAUCCCCCUACAUGAGAUCGAGGUUGUGCAAAACGGUCAUCAUGACAUCCAAGCGCUUUUCAACGAGAUCGAUACCGACGGGAAUGGAUGUCUGUCGUUGCAAGAGGUGGAGGAUUCUUCACGCUGCCUCUUUCUUGACCUAUGGCCAUUCCCGAAGUUGAACCUAGCGAUGUCGAGGUUUGGGAUCAGUUCCAGGAGGAUCGCAGCCAUUUACGAGGAAGCUGACAUGAACAAGGACGGAAGCAUUCAGUUCGAAGAGUUUCAGAGAUCGAUUCUGCCAGCAAUCCUGAUGGAGAGCAAGGCACUUGUUUAUACCUUAUGUGGUGGAAGGGAAGUGAAGCAUACUACAGGAAGAACAUAUUCAUUUCGAAUCUUCAGUCUUGAUAAGUUGUCGGAGGAUUACAAGAUCAAGUUUGUCGAGGAGUGGAUCUCAACCAUGGAGCAUCAGAUUACUGUUGCAACCAAAACGUGGAAGAGAAACAACUUCUGGACGACUCUAAGGAAAAACCUAUCAAGAGUCUACGAUUCAAACAUAACACAAACAUUCUUCGCUCUUCUCAUUGCAUUGAACUUCUGUGCUACAGCAGCAGAGCUGCAGGUGACGCCGGAGGAGGGAUCGAGUACAUCGCACAUGUUUGAGAUGCUCGACGUGGGUUUCACGCUCGUGUUUGCGUUCGAGCUGCUGGUCAAUAUUUGGAACGUGUUCGACUUUAUUGUAGUCUCAGUCACCAUCGUCUCGCUCGGACCAGUGAGUUUGCCCUUCAUCAAGACUCUUCGAUUGCUCCGAGCGUUUCGAGUGAUGAGGAUCUUUGCGAGGCUGAAAUCUUUAAGGAUGUUGAUCAAUGCUCUCACGGCCUCCAUCUUGCCUGUUCUCAACGCGAUGCUGAUCGUCUUUCUCGUCAUGGCCAUCUAUGCGGUGCUGGGAGUGAGCUUCUUCCGCAAGCGAGACGAGAAUCACUUCAAAACCUUCGCCCAGGGAAUCUUCACCAUGUUUCAAGUGUCAACGUUCGAUGACUGGGCAAGCAUCUCCCGCGAUCUCUUCAACGCGGAUGGCUCGAUGACUCCAGGAUCGGCUCUGUUCUUCGUCUCCUUCCUCAUCAUCGUCUCCUUUACCCUUCUCCCCGUCGUCAUCGCCGUCCUCCUAGACAACUUCACCACGGCGACAAGGAGGGAGAAGGACAAGAACGAGCGGGAGAAGCUGGAGCGAGAAAGGGGGGAGGGGACAACAACAUCCAUCGACCCGCUCCUUCAGACCUUCAUCAACGUCAAGUCCGAUGAGGAGAUGAAGAAACGCUGCUCCGACCUCUUCGACCGCCUCGACGUCGACCGAUCCGGCGCGCUGAGCUGGCAGGAGCUCUAUGAGGGGCUUAAGAAGAUGGAGUUCAAGCCCAGGAUCAAUUUCUCCCAGGACGAGUACAACGCCAUCACCCUCCAGCACUCUCUGUGCGAUGCUGAUGGCGAGCUGGACAAAGACGCGUUCGAGAGGACUUUGCGGAUCCAGAUGUUGAGCUUCGCCGAGAGAAACCUGGCCAACUCUCUCCCAGCUGUCAUGAGGGACGACCAGCACUUCGGCUUCGUCAUGUUCGCGCUGAAGCUCGCGGUGGGAGACAUCACGAAGAGAACGCUUGGGGUUGACGUCAGCAAGAGGACGAGGGAAGAGGAGCAGCAGCAAAGCUCGAGCAUAUCGCACGUGGAAGACUCAAAGACGUCAAGGGGAGGAGAUGAAUCCAAGCUAUAUGAUCCUGAUCCUGAUCCUGAUCCUGAUCCUGAUCCUGAUCCUGAUCCUGAUCCUGAUCCUGAUCCUGAUCAUGAAGAGGAUGGUUACAUAUUGGAAGCGCUUGAAAACAAGAUCGACAAUCUGUCGUCGAAACAUACAAAGGAGGAAGCAAAGAAGACGAGGAGAACCAUGCCGAGAGAAGUUGACACCGAGAGACGAAAACUCAACAAGCCGGAAGGACGACGUUCGAGCACCAACGGUUUUCACAAUCUCUUCCAAAUUCACCCUGCAGCACAGAAUGAGCAAAUUGCCAUCAACAUCCCUUCAAUCAUCAUCAUCGGCUCUUAA